AUGGAUCGUCUCCGUAGUAUGUUCAGCGGUAGAUCCUCCUCCGAGUCCCCCCAGCUAGGUGAUGACCGAACAGCCGAGGCACCACCGGCAACCCUCCAGCCGCCGGCAACCAUCCAAUCCUACCCACCUGGCCGGACAGCCAUGCGACGCACUUACGCUAUCACUGAUGUCAACCGCCAGGACGCCCAAGCAGAAUUUACGCGACGACGAACGGCCGCCCGUCAACGACGCACUGAAGGGGACGAGGCCCUGGAUUUCACAGAGGAUGUCAGGGCGCCAGCGCGUGACACAGACCCUGCCGUGGUACGAUUAUCACGGGCUAGAAUGGAACGCGCGUUGCUAGAAGUCGAAGAGACCCGACGUCGACUUGAUUUGGCCGAGCAUCGCCGCCAAGAACAGCCAACAGUUCCUCAACAAGCCACGCAGGCGAGGAUUCCGGUCACGGCCUUCACUCUAGGCCUACAACAGUGGCAGCAACAAGGGCAGGGACUGGAUCGACGCCUCGAUCCCCAACCUGAUGGUGGAUUGAUGUUCCACGCAUCAUAUCGUCCGCAGACGCUCCCAGCUCAGCUCGAGUGCAUCGUCUGUGAAGAAUCAUUCCCGCGCGGGGAGUUGCGACGUUUUCCGCUCUGCAAUCAUUUACACUGCAAAGACUGCCUCCGCAGAAAUGCUCAUAUCGCCCUCGACUCCAAACCUUUCGCUCCUGCAAAAUGCUGUGAGGUAAUCCCCAAGGAGGUGUUCGGUACCAUGGGCAUCUUCACACCCGACCAACUCAAGCAGUACGAGAACAAGAUGGAAGAACUGACGAACCCUCACCACAAAGUAUACUGCUGGGGUGAGGACUGCGGAGCUUUCAUACCUGCUGCGAGCCAGAAGAAACGCAUAGGGGUCUGCGAGCAAUGCAACAAGAAGACUUGCAAGGCGUGUCGGCAGAAGUCUCACUUCGGUGCUUGCGACAAGGCGAAGCUUCAGGAGACCCGUGCGAGCGAGGAUGAGGUGUACAAGCUUGCCGAGUCCAAGGGCUGGAAGCGAUGCCCCAAUUGCCUCAACCUCGUACAGAAACAUGGGGGCUGUGAUCACAUGAUGUGA
Anthostomella pinea is the source of this 1089-nucleotide messenger RNA. The record is from the annotation of a GenBank genome assembly. Lineage: Eukaryota; Fungi; Ascomycota; Sordariomycetes; Xylariales; Xylariaceae.